Aspergillus candidus is the source of this 1183-nucleotide messenger RNA. Its product is annotated as putative meiosis-specific topoisomerase Spo11. The record is from RefSeq and is a predicted model, not a curated record. The transcript has 7 exons. Bases 1 to 1152 code for a protein of 383 amino acids. Gene Ontology annotation, cellular component: nuclear chromosome. Gene Ontology annotation, biological process: reciprocal meiotic recombination; meiotic DNA double-strand break processing; meiotic DNA double-strand break formation. NCBI's taxonomy places the organism in Eukaryota, Fungi, Ascomycota, Eurotiomycetes, Eurotiales, Aspergillaceae. Gene Ontology annotation, molecular function: DNA binding; DNA topoisomerase type II (double strand cut, ATP-hydrolyzing) activity; ATP binding.
AUGGACCAGACAGAGCCCAUCCCCGAGACUCACCACCAAGAGCGAGUCCGAAAGUAUAUAGACGACACUCUCGCAGGGCUCCUCAAUGCCAUGUCCGACGCCAAUGGAAACUCCUCAAUAGCAUUGCGACGCAGAUCGGGAAAUGUUGUCUUCUAUAUCAACCCUGACAGUGGUGCUCUGGAGACCACAGAUACGGGGUCCCUUCUCACCUAUUCAUGGCCAGGAAAGGAUUGCUUCGAAGCAUGGAGAUUCACAAUCACUCUGCGUCUUCUAACGGUCAUUGCCGACGCGAUCGACGCUGGUCUGGUGGUGUCAAAAAGAGACAUCUAUUACAGCGAUCCAGUCUGCUUUGGAUCCCAGAGAGUCGUUGACGUCCUCGUCGAUGACAUCGCCUACACCAUUGGCGUUAACCGGGCAUCGCUGAACGUGGAAGCAUCCGCAAAAGGACUCGUCGCGGGCCAGUACAGAUUGAUUCACCCAUCGGCCCAUCCUAUGGAGGCGCGUCUUUCCUCCGAGAGCAAUCUCGUACCACGGAUGCAGGAAAUAAUGGGGAUAGAUACCUCCGAUAUUGACUGGGUCUUGGCUGUCUACCGCCGACUAGUAGGAAGCGGAUAUCACAACACAGCAGCAGCUGGAAAAGGCAUUCUCAUCACAGUAAGCAUAAGCCAAUUCCCCCAGGGCAAAGGCUAUCCCGAUUACUCCACCAGAGCAUUCAUCCGGAAACUAUUCGACGCGCCCUCCCAAUCCCAAUCUUACCGACGUCCACAAUUCCUCGCCCUAGUCGACGGAGACCCCGACGGACUAGCCAUCCUAGCAACCUACAAGUACGGGUCAAUGGCAGCAGCGCACGAGAACCGGCAACUGAAUGUCCGCGGUCUGCGCUGUCUGGGCCUCCACGUGUCGGAUGUCGUUUCGGGAGCGGACCCCUGUGGGGAUGAUGCGCUCAUGCGUCUGACUGUUAGAGACAGGAGGAAGAUCGUUACCAUGCUGUGCAGGAACCCGGUUUUCGCGGUGGACGGGCCUGAGCUGGGUUGGCGUGCGGAAUUACAGCGUAUGCUGAUGCUCAAUGUGAAGGCUGAGAUUGAGAUCCUUUAUGACCGGGAGGGGGGGUUGGAGGGGUGGAUUGAUCGGAGGAUGGAGGUGUUGUCGUGAUCUUGACGGGUGGUCAUCAUGCAGGCUAAAG